Moneuplotes crassus is the source of this 1011-nucleotide messenger RNA. The record is from the annotation of a GenBank genome assembly. NCBI's taxonomy places the organism in Eukaryota, Ciliophora, Spirotrichea, Euplotida, Euplotidae.
AUGGAAGAGAGAACUUUUAAAGCUGUUGUUACCGACCAUACAAAGGUCACCGUUAUUGACAGAGAAUUUAGAGACCUCAGACCUAGAGAAGUUCUUGUUAAAAUGCACUCAAUGCCUAUCAAUCCUAAUGAUAGGUACAUUGUGUCCGGCUUUUUCAGCUUUGGAGCCAAAGGAGAGUACAAAGGCGUUGGGUUCGAAGGCGCAGGCGAAGUUAUCGAUACAGGAUCAGAAAUAGACAAGAAAUAUAUCGGCAAGAAAGUAGCCACCCUUGGAAAUCCCUUCACUGUUAACUAUCAAGGAAGCUGGAGACAGUAUCUUUAUUGAGAAUUUCAGGACUGAGCGGUCUAUCCAGAUGAAGCCGAUUACGACAAGAUGUGUUCCACUUUUAUAAACCCCAUUGCUUGACUCGCAAUGCUUGAUUUUAUCAAGAAAAAGGAUGCUAAAUGAAUUGUACAAGAUGCAGCAUGCUCAUCACUCGGAAAAAUGGUCUGAAGACAACUAACAAGAUUGGGAAUUAAAGUUAUCAACAUUGUUCGAAGAGAAGAGCAAGUUGAAAUUAUGAUGAAUGAGGGCGCUGAAUACGUUCUCAAUUCGUCUGCUUAUGACUUUGACUUAGAUCUAAAUUCAUACAUGAGAGAACUAAAGCCAGCUAUCUACUUUGCUGCUGUAGGAGGUAAACUUGUAGAAAAAGUGAUGUUUAAAAUGCCGCCAUCUUCCACAGUAGUAUUAUGGGGGAGUUUAGAGGACAAAGACAUUAGCUUUUCACCUAGUGUCUUCAUAUUUUCAAAGCUAACAAUCACAUACUUGACAAUGUUUGAAUGGCUAUAUAAUCUGACAAAGGAAGAGAAAGUCAAAUGAUUGGAAACAAUAAUCCAAGAUAUUUGAUCUGAUGAUUCAAUCUACGCUUCGAACGUCCUAAAGACUUUUAGCCUGGACGAUGUUGAAGAGGCUCUGAAAUAUUCUGUUGAACAUGCCAGUGAAGGAAAAGUUAUCCUAAAAGGCUUUACAUAA